UGACAUCUGCGUCCCUCUUGAUUUGGCCAUCUUCGUGUACAGGAACGAUACUCCAACCACAAACAUGACUUUCAAGUUUCAGAAUUACAAUCCUGUCGUCAGUAUAGCGACAGGAAGCAACAUUUCUGAUAAUUCUCCUGUGCUUGAGGCGGACCGAUGUAGUCUGGAGGAACAUUUCCCCGGCGUGGAGCUCAUUCCACGGCAGGGCAGCUGCGCUGUGGUCGGUAACAGUGGUAUCUUAAACAACAGCAGCUGUGGAGAUUUCAUAGACUCGCACGACUUUGUCAUCCGCGCCAACAUGGGACUGAUAAAAGGCUACGAGGUUGACGUCGGUAGAACAUCCGAUUUGAACGCUUUCAACCGAGCAACACUUCUGAAGUAUGGACAUGCCAUUCGGGCAGCCAAGAAAAGCGUGGAGAGAGAUCGAUUCCUUGAACAUGUUCGCACUUUGAAAGAAUCGAUUUUGUGGUACCCUAAAUCGUUAACCAAACUAGGCGGUAUUCAUAGGUCAAGCGUGAACUACCGAUCAGUGAUAAAUGAAACAAGGAAGAACGGACUGUCGGGUAUUCGUUUUGCCUUCAACUGGAAACCUAUCCGCGUUGAAAAGGCAUGGGGUUUACGUCGGAUUGCCACGCUCGGGUUAGACAUGUACGCAGUCGCUCGGACAUUCUGCGCCAACAUCAACCUGUUCGGUUUCUACCCGUUCUACAAAGACCUGGAGGGUCGAGAUAUCAAGUAUCAUUAUUUUGACGAUGUGAAAUUCAACUAUUCUCUCAAUAGAGCCCAUAGCUGGGAUCUGGAGCACAGAAAGCUGAAGGAGUUAGAGAGACAAGGCAAACUGACUUUGAUCGUUAGAGAUUGCAAACCAAGAAAGCAGAUACCUGUAUAAACGAAUUCGGUGAAUAUGGCGUUGGUCAUUAGCAGUGGGCCUUACCAAUCCGCCCUGUCAAUGUCAAGUGAAACAUAGCUGGAUUUGUCUUAAGCCCGGCCGAGGAGCUUUCCACACAGUUCCGAAGGUGUAACUUCAGUUGUGCAAAUCCCGAAGUAUUUGACAGUCCGAUUGUCUUAUGCAGUUUUUAUGACAUGGUUAGUCUUGAAACUAGAAUGACGUCAUUGCCAGAAUUUUACCAAAUUCAUCGGGUGAACUAGUGAGAUGCAAAGUAUACUUUUCUGCACUCUGUGUACAAAUAAUGUCAUGAUUCCAUAAUUUUUCAGUAUUCCAGGGUAAAUUAGGAAAACGGGAAAAGUGAUUACACAUUGUGACCAACCACUUUUUUUCAGUCGAUGAGAGCACUAGAGAGUACAUUAGUUUAUUCAAAGUAACAAGUUCACUGACACUGUUUUCCCAAUGAAAGACUGAAAUAGCAAAGUUCGGGUAUGCAUGCUGAGAUUCGAAGAAAAUUUCUGAAUGUAGUUUACAUCAUGAGUUACAAUUAUUAGAUAUUCAAAUUGCUGCCUAAAUGUAAUUAGCACCCCAAAGUGUUACCAGUGUUAAAAUUGAAUUUAAUUGAUGUCACAGCUACAAGCGAAAUUGGUCUCGUCCAUAUUUUAAGGAUUAGUUUUCUGAAAUUGAAACCUAACAAAGUGUGCGAUGUUCAAUUUUUGCCAAUUUUUUCUUUCGUAUAAAGUAGCAUUUAGAGUACUAACACUUCAUCGUCUGGAGGUAUUUCUAUUUACAUCACAUCUGAACUUAUAACAGGACACGAUUGGGAAAAUGCUACGUUUGGACCUGUUAACUCAUUUCAAUUACGCAACACAGAAAUAAGUAAAUAAAUUUACAUAGA
Molecule: messenger RNA, 1784 nt
Organism: Acanthaster planci (crown-of-thorns starfish)
Lineage: Eukaryota; Metazoa; Echinodermata; Asteroidea; Valvatida; Acanthasteridae
Product: CMP-N-acetylneuraminate-poly-alpha-2,8-sialyltransferase-like
Biological process (GO): N-glycan processing; oligosaccharide metabolic process
Molecular function (GO): alpha-N-acetylneuraminate alpha-2,8-sialyltransferase activity
Source: RefSeq, a predicted model, not a curated record